Botrytis fragariae is the source of this 1362-nucleotide messenger RNA. RefSeq lists its product as uncharacterized. The record is from RefSeq and is a predicted model, not a curated record. The coding region runs from base 1 to 1362 and encodes 453 amino acids. The transcript is spliced from 3 exons. NCBI's taxonomy places the organism in Eukaryota, Fungi, Ascomycota, Leotiomycetes, Helotiales, Sclerotiniaceae.
AUGGGAUUCAGGCCUAGGAAAUACCGACCGAAAUCUAGCAAAGUGAUGAUAGAUGAAAGCGAACGUUAUAGUGUCUACGCCAGCGAGUGUAUGCUCUUACCUGGCUACAUGGAGCAAUCAAUCACACUCGAUAUGGGUACUCAUGGAGAGCGUAGGAGAUUUUUGAGAUACUCGAUCGAAUUUGAAGUAGAACCGGAGCCAGGCCAGAGAGACAGUAAACAUGGAUAUAUUUACGGUGGUUACUCACAAUCACAUCGACUGGGCAAAACAAAAGAAGGAGAGGUGAGAUCUUUCUUGAAGACACUUAAGGCACUACACAAAAAAACUAGGGAAAGGAUAGAACUUAAUGAUCAUCGCUUCAAAAAGCUUGAAUAUGUUAGUGCUGUCCUUAAAGCAGCACUUGAGAAGGGAAGUUUGCUAGUUCAUCAACGUAAAUUGGAACUUCUCGAGCAUGGCCGCGACACCCGGCAGGCUCGGUUCAUAAGACCCGGAGCCAGAAAAACUAAGCAAGAGAAAACGAGACGUGAGAAGGAGUACGAAAGACGAGAAGUUAGAAGAGACGAGACUUUAGGUCGAAUUAACAAUUCUAGAGUUGCUGAGAAAUUAGGGGUGCAGCUACGAAAUAACGAGAAGAGGAGUCGAAAGCGGCACGACCGGAUGAGAUACCCUUCACAAAGUGAUGCUGAGUCCACGGGGUCGUGGGAAACUGCUUCAAGCGUUGACUCUUAUUCCGAACCUUCUCAUGGAAGGCGGCGUCGCAGUUCAUCUCGUCACUACGAUGGCUAUACUAGCGGAUAUCACGAAGACGACUCUUCAGAUGACGAAUCUGAUACCAGAUCGCACGCAUCUACAGUGUUUUCAAAAUCACGCCGCCCCUCAAGCUAUGGUUCUAGAAGCUCUAUCUCUUCCGGAUCUAGUCGGUCAAACUCAGAUUACAUGUCAAGACAUAGAAGUGGUCGUCACAACAAUUACCAGACCAACGAUCAGCUUCGGAAGCCACCGAGUCAUCCACCCAAUUUUAAACACGGUUAUGGGACUAUACCGACGGAGGAUCUGCCUUAUCCAGACGAACCGUACCCGGGAAGAGCUCAGCCAUAUCAUCCGUAUGAUGAUAGAGCGGAUUAUCAUUAUGAUUAUAGUGCGGAUAAUCCGUAUGAUGAUAGAGCUGAUAAUCCGUCGACCGAUCUCUUUGACAGAUACAAAGCCGCGGCCGAUAAAAGGGCUGGCCAAGAGGCCCGCUCACAUAACCUUAUAACCUUCACAUGCGCGCUUGCAGUGUGUAUAGAAUCUGUAUACUCAGCCUCUGGGCCACGCAUUGGAACUCACAAUCUACCCAGUCGAGUACCACAUAACACUUAUUAA